GACAGUCAGAGCAAAGACGUUGCCCCAUCUCCAAUUGCUUUUAUUCUCUCCUUUUCUUUCCGCUUCUUCUUCCUCUCCCUCCUCCCUUUCGGCUGUGUUCUUCCUUUCUCCUGUUAAAAUGGCGGCGGCAAUCAAGGCUAUCAAUGCGAAGAUACGGUCGAAUAAAGUCCUCGACUACUUCUGCUCCACGCACUUCUGGGGACCGGCAUCGAAUUUUGGAAUCCCUAUUGCUGCGGUGAUGGAUACACAGAAGGAUCCCGAAAUUAUUUCCGGCCAAAUGACAGCCGCAUUGACCAUCUACUCCGGAACAUUUAUGCGUUACUCACUCGCCGUCACUCCUAAGAACUAUCUCCUCUUCCUUUGCCAUUUCGUCAAUUUCAAUGCGCAGUUAACGCAAGGCUAUAGAUACUUGAAGUAUUGGAACUGGGGUGGUCGCGAUGCUCUUCUUGCGAAGAAAGCCGCGGAGAAAGGCGAAACAGCGGCUGAUGCUACAAAAAAUCCAUGAGGCCAUUUUCUUAACAUCCUUUCCCUCUUAUGUACUAGUUACGUUUUGUCUUGCAUAUUUGCUGUCAUAGGCACAUAUACUUUGCAUUGUUGCAGUUGUCUCCUGCGUAGAAGCAUCCAGGAAUUUAAUUUGUUUGACAUUAAAAGACCUGGUGAUACUAAUGAGAUAUAAAUCAACAAACAAAACUGUAUGCAACUGCUUAUAUAUUCCAAGAAAUAAUCUUUCAAUUUUCCCCAUGCCAGUCGCUGUGACCAAGCUAACAGCGGUUCACAGUCCAAUCUCACAUGUGUAUAUCGUCUGCAGCAAUCUCUAAGCGCGCGAGAACCGAGAAUAGGGAAAACCUUGGGAAUCGUAAUCAAAGAACGCCGUAUGGAAAACCCGCUGUGGGCGGAGAAGGAAAAAAACGAGAGGGGGGAAAAAAAGAAAAGGUGGGGGAACUUGGCUUUCAAGGAUGGGUCGGAUCAAAUUCGUUAAAAAUGUAUCUGGAUUGAUUUCCAUUUGAUUUCUGCCACCAGGGACACUGCUAUAAGAUGGCAUGGUGCCCGCUAAAACGAAUCAAAAUGUAUGAACACUCUUACGCAUGAUGAACGCUCAGGGUCAAAAAGAAAUAGGGAAUGAAGAUUGUAAUAGGAAACAGGUCAUCAAAACUGCGACGGAAGCCUCGAAAAGGGUUGAUUGAACGUAGCGAAUCGUCGAAGGAGGAUACUCGUGGACUUUCUGAUCUAGAUAGCGUGCUCUCUUAUUAAACGUCGCAAUGACCAGGUUUGCUGGGUUCGCUUGAGCCAGCGACCCAGUUGUGUACGGUCAGUAUAGUUGUGUAAAUGCAUACAAGUGUGCCAAAUACUGCCAAGGCAAUAUCUGA
Messenger RNA from Coccidioides immitis RS, 1367 nucleotides. Its product is annotated as pyruvate transporter MPC1. Gene Ontology annotation, cellular component: mitochondrial inner membrane. The transcript has 4 exons. The coding region runs from base 119 to 505 and encodes 128 amino acids. Lineage: Eukaryota; Fungi; Ascomycota; Eurotiomycetes; Onygenales; Onygenaceae. Gene Ontology annotation, biological process: pyruvate import into mitochondria. The record is from RefSeq and is a predicted model, not a curated record.